This is a messenger RNA of Oncorhynchus tshawytscha (Chinook salmon), 4870 nucleotides long. Its product is annotated as connector enhancer of kinase suppressor of ras 3. Gene Ontology annotation, biological process: regulation of signal transduction. The record is from RefSeq and is a predicted model, not a curated record. Gene Ontology annotation, molecular function: protein binding. The coding region runs from base 562 to 3639 and encodes 1025 amino acids. Gene Ontology annotation, cellular component: membrane; cytoplasm. Lineage: Eukaryota; Metazoa; Chordata; Actinopteri; Salmoniformes; Salmonidae. The transcript is spliced from 25 exons.
ACGGUCUAAAGUUAUACUGUUACACUAGCACAGCAGACGGGAGGCUAUGGCAUCACACUGCUUGCUAGUGAGCGACACAGUGUUGCUGCAGCCAGCUGGCAGGGGCAAAGGACACAUUAUUGUACAUUAAUGCCACCAACUAUUCUGGAGCACUCCCGCCUGUCUUAACUUAAAAAUGUACCAUGUAAGUGUAAAGAUAUGCAGGAACGCCCCGAAAUAUGGUCCGCAAGUACACCCGUCGCACAUUAUUUGUGGUGGUGUUGAUUGCUCCGCCCCGUUGGGUAGUUUUAGCUGAGCAGAAACUGUGCAACUUGAUCUCAAGCCUAGUGAAGAACCAUGGGGGGGUUCACUCCUGCCUCUAGCCAUGCGUGUGAAAGAGUUCCCAGUCACUGAGUGCGCCGAGGAUACGAGCUAGAGAGAAGAGGAUCACAGAGAGACAGCUGCUAUAUAGAGAAGAUCAAGAAGCAAUGGGAGUUUGAUAAUAAAUUAAGUGACAAUCGUAGGCUACCGAAACAGUGUUUUGUAUGGUCGUUUUCUAAUUAUUGUUUAAGGUCGUUUGAGAUGCAAGCAAUGGAUCCAAUAACGAAGUGGACACCAAAGCAAGUUGUCGACUGGAUGAAAGGCUUGGAUGACAGCCUGCAGCAGUAUGUGCCUAACUUUGAGCGGGAGAAGAUCAGCGGGGAGCAGCUCCUGAAGAUCUCCCAUCAGGACCUGGAGGAGCUGGGUGUGGCCCGCAUUGGACACCAGGAGCUGGUGCUGGAGUCCGUCGACCUGCUCUGUGCUCUGAACUACGGAGUGGAGACCGACAACCUAAAGGAUCUGGUGGUGAGGAUGAGAGCGGCCACCAACGGCCUGCACAUGUCCACGUCAGACCACAGGAAGAGCCCGACGUACGAUGGCAGCACUUCCCGGAAACCUCCCAAUAACUUCCUAACCUCUGUAGUGGAGCUCAUCGGAGCAGCCAAGAGCCUCCUGGCCUGGCUGGACAGUACGCCCCUGACUGGGAUCAGUGACUUCACCACCACCAAGAAUAAGAUCAUUCAGCUGUGUCUGGACCUCACCACCACAGUUCAACAGGACUGCACUGUUUACGAGAUGGAGGAAAAGAUCCUGGAUGUUUCCAAGGUUCUGAACAGCAUCUGUGACCAGACCAUGAGAACAACCUCUGACCCUCUGAUGAGCCAAUCAGCAUGCUUGGAUGAAGUUCAGCUCAACAACAUCAAGCCUGGGGAGGGACUGGGUAUGUACAUCAAAUCCACCUAUGAUGGACUUCAUGUCAUCACGGGAACCACAGAGCAUUCCCCGGCAGACAUGACCAGGAAGAUCCAUGGGGGUGAUGAGGUGAUCCAGGUCAACCAGCAGACAGUGGUGGGCUGGCAGCUGAAGAACCUGGUGGGGAAGCUGAGAGAGGACCCUAAAGGUGUAGUCCUGCUGCUGAAGAAGAGACCUACAGGCACCUGCGGGUUCACACCUGCCCCUCUCAAGAACAUGCGCUGGAAACCGCCCAUGGCGCAGAGCACCCCUUCCCUGAACAAAACCCAGUCUCCAGGCUGUUCCACAGACAGCUCCACCAAGGAGAAACCAGCCAUCCUAGACCUGUACAUUCCCCCUCCCCCCUCUGUACCCUACACCCCACGAUGUGUACCCCUAGAGGGUAAGAUCAGCUCGUACUCGAGCAUCAGUAAGAUCAGCUCGUACUCGAGCAUCAGUAAGAUCAGACCAAAGGGUUCAGAGUCGCCCAACUCCUUCCUGGACCUGGAGAGUCGAAAACGCUUCACCAUCGCAGACUACGAGAAGAUGGGCGUGGCCUACCCCAUCGAGGCCAAUGUAAUUCAGCCCAGGAUGAGGGAACGCAUCAACUCGUCUCGUGGUAAGCCCCGCCCCCUCUCCAUGCCAGUGGACACCUGUCUUGGAGUGGCAGACACCUAUGCUAAGCCCUGGACACAAGGCCGGAAAGGCGAGGAUCUCCUGUACAGAUACCUGAGCAACGAGCGGAUCCCCACCAUUGCUGAGGAGGUCCCAUCAGUGGCGCCGCCGUACAGGCCAGUGGGGGAAAAGCAGCUGGUCCGAGGGGUGGACCACAUCCGGGGCAGCCGCUACUAUGCCAACCAGGACCUCCACAACAGCGCCACCAUCCCCUACCAGGACCAUGACCUGGGCAGCAAAAAGACCCCCGUAGCCCCCGCCUCCAAACGCCCCCCUGCAGAGCCCUCGCUACUGGUGUCCGACUGGUGCUCCAGCAGUGGCUUCCUCAACAGAUACAGCCAACCUCAUAUUCGAACCUGGUCCUUCUCUCAAGCGGCUGCCUUCCCUAUAUCUCUGGCUCCCUCCAUGGCAGGUGAUGACUACAACCCUGUUUCCCUGAGACAGAAACCCAAGAGGAAGACUCGAGGAGGCAAUGUGGCAAUGAGCAGACGGAGGGUCUCGGUUAAAGAGCUGGGGGAGUCAGACUACCAGGGCUGGCUCUACAGGAAGAAAGAAGGAAAGGCCUUCCUGGGUUUCAAAUGGAAAAAGUACUGGUUUGUGCUGAAGAAGACUUCCCUGUACUGGUACACUACUCAACUGGCAGAGAAAGCAGAGGGAUACAUUAACCUGACUGACUUCAUCAUCGACAGAGCCUUGGAGUGCAAGAAAAAAUAUGCCAUCAAAGCAUGUCACCCGCAAGUCAUGAUGUUUUAUUUUGCAGCUGAUACCUACGAGGAGAUGAACGUUUGGUUGAAUAAGCUUGGGCUUGCUUCAAUACAAUACGUACCAACAGAGAGCAACACUGCUGAGUGCUACAGUGAGGAAAGUGAUCACGAGGAGGCUGAGACGACAGAGGCUCCCCCUCCCCCAUACUCUGAGCAGAUGAACCAGGGCUCUGUGGAUGGUCCACCUGGCAGUGGACAUCAGGGUACCCUCCCUCCCCCCUACUCCUCUCCCCUUCCCAGUGAGACCAAUGGCUCCUUCUCUUCACCUGUCAGCACAAUGACAUCACAGAGUUCCGUGUCCUCACUGGCCAAGCAUCGUCAGUCCUGGCUGGACCUGGUCUCGCAGGCCUCUCCUGUUGUCGGGGAAACGGUGGUGUGCUCUGUGCAGGUCCACACACAUCGGCCCCCACAUAAUCAAGAGAACGAGGGGCCCCUACAGCACCACCAGGAGGCUUCAUCCUACCAGGACCCUCCAGGCAGCACAGCCAGGGAGGAGGACUUUAACCCCAGGGAGCAGAUAGAGGAGGUGGCUGUGCUAGGAAUAGGGACAGAAAAUGUGAACCAUGAAGCCACAUCUGAUGAGAUGGAGAGACUGUACAUCCACAUCAAGCAGGCCAACCUCUCUCCCAUAGGAGACCGCAAACCAUCCACCAAGAGGGACUUCAGAGCCUCCUUUAUAAAGAGAUGUAAAAACCAGGACGUUAACGAGAAACUGCACCUCAUCAGGACCCUCAACAGCACGCUAAAGGCAAAGGAGGCAGACCUGUUGACCAUUGAGCAGGUGCUGUCAGAACCCACCCCCUCCAGAUUCAGGGAAUGGAAAAAAGUCAACACGCCUCUGCUCCAGGAGAUCUGUCUCAAGCAUGGACACCAGGUGGCAGCAGAAGUAGAGCCCUCCGCAGCAGCAGCCAAUGCCAUUGCUGUCCCCUUUGUAGAGACCAGUUUAUAAUGGAGUAGGAUGAAGUUGCCCCUAAACACUGAUCUAAGGUCAGUGUUGAGUUUACCCCACUAAUGCUUAUGGUUAAGAUUUGGGAUGGAUGAGCAGAUUGCGUUCAUGUGCCUAUGGGUAACUUUUACUCAGAAUGUUUAUAAGACUCACUGCCGUUAAUGUCUACCCAUAACCCAGUAGCACUAAGAGUUGUUCACAGGCAGCCUGGUCUCAUAGUAAACAUAAAUCCAGGAUGCUGAAAUUAGCAUGAUAUGUUACGUUUGGUUGCAUAAGAUAGAAGAUUACUUAAGACAAAAAAACAAAGAGGGUGGUUUGUCGGGUGGAUCAUGGAAGAGUGGGUGUAUAACGUGAACGUCUAACAACCCAAAGGUUGCGUCUUCAAAUCACACCAAAGGCAACUUUUGCAUUUUAGCUAAUUAGUAACUUUAACUACUUGCUACUUUGCAACUACUAAACAUGUUAGCUAACCCUUUAACUUAACUCCUAAUCUUAACCCUUAACCGUUUACUAUUACUUCUACCACCAUGUCCAGGUUGACACAGGCCGCAUUUUUAUCUAACUACAUAUGAUUGGAAGCAGCUCAUGUGUUGACUCUCCACUAAGUGGAAUCAUAAGAGGAAAGUGUAUUUUUUAAAGUUGGAGUUGAUGCAAACAUUGUAUUGUUGAUUGGAUGACAUUAUAUGGUUUUAUAUUGUUUAUGUUGUCAUUUAUCUUUUUAGGUUUAGAGAUGUAACAAUUUACGUUUUCGUCUGUUGUGAUAUGUACAGUGUUUGCUUGCAUUUGUGUUAUCUCAAGUAGUGAGUGAUGGAACAUUGGGUAGAUGUGUCCAUCUCUGAAAGCUAAUUUCCACAAGUGUUUGUUAUUUUGCAACAUGUUCGGUUGCCUAUAGGACAAGGUUUUAUUUUCUAAUAGUUUUACAAACAGUUCAACAGACUUGCACUGCCUUGAAAUGUACAGUAUGUAAGCUUUUGAUACAAACUUCUGUGACUGUUAUCUUGGUUAUAUUUUGAUCAUGAUAUCUUUGUGAUUUUCCUAGAGACAUUUGAUCAUUCAACAUUGCUGUAUGUGAUAGCUGUUACAUUCAGGUCCUGAUACUUUCAUGGAGACGUUGUUAUGUAAGCAUUCCAUUUUGUGCCAGCAACAAUGAAUCCUGAAUUGUAAUUUAUAUGAUUUAGCUGUGGAACAUAUUUUGUUGUUUUAGCAUUGUAAAUAAAGUCAUUGUACAUAGGUA